This is a messenger RNA of Chlamydomonas reinhardtii, 2026 nucleotides long. RefSeq lists its product as uncharacterized. The record is from RefSeq and is a predicted model, not a curated record. Gene Ontology annotation, molecular function: ATP binding; protein kinase activity. Gene Ontology annotation, biological process: protein phosphorylation. The transcript has 8 exons. NCBI's taxonomy places the organism in Eukaryota, Viridiplantae, Chlorophyta, Chlorophyceae, Chlamydomonadales, Chlamydomonadaceae. Bases 52 to 1449 code for a protein of 465 amino acids.
CACUACCACUCGUGCUUCAUCUCACCAUUAAUGACAACCUAGCGCGGACAGAUGGGUUCUUGCCUGGCAAAGCCAGCUGAAAGUGCGGAACAAAAAAAAGCUAGCUCGGUUCCUUCGCCUCCGCCCGCACCUGCUCCACAACCAGUGCAACAGGCAGCAGCGCCUGCUCCGAAAGACUCGGGCGACGUCAAGCCAGGCCAGCAAGCGACUCCUGUGCCCCCGCCAUCCCCACCGCCCCAGCCUAAGCCUGCUCCUCCUGCGCAGCCCGCGCCCGCUCCGGCUGCCAAGGUGGUAGAGGCUAUCCCGGCAGUUGCAGACGAGAAGUCUCCCCAGGGCAAGCAGCCGCGGAGGUCGCAGGAGCACGACAACGGAGUAAAAGCCGAGGAGAUUGAACUCGUCAAGCAGAAGUCGACAGAGCCUCAACCCUCAGCAAGUGCUACUGCAGCAGUUGCUACACCUAAAGCAAUAGAACCAGCUAUGGAGCCAAAGGUCGCUGCACCAUCAGCCCCGGCAGCAGCGCCCGCGCCAGCCCAGGCGCCUGCAGCAGCACCAACGCCAGCUAGACCUGGGUCCAAGCUGCGGACAGAUGUCAAGCUCCGGGAUCUGUACAAGCUCGGGAAAACGCUUGGCACGGGAGGCUUCUCGGUGGUCAAGCUCGCGACCGACCGCGGCACUGGCGUGGAGUACGCAUGCAAGAUCAUGGCGCUCCCACCGGUCGGGCAGGAGGUCGGGGAGAACGAGAACACUCGCGAGGACAUCUUCAAGGAAAUUGAUCUGCUCUGCGGCAUGAACCACGAGAACGUCAUUUUCCUGAAGGAGUACUUCGAGGAGGGCAACAAGGUGUACCUCAUUACGGAGCUGCUGACUGGCGGCGAGCUGCUGGAGGCGGUGCUUAAACGCGGCAGCUACACGGAGGCUGAGGCGCGGCUGUGCUUCGUGCAGGUGCUCCGUGGCAUCGAGUACCUCCACAGCAAGAACGUGGUGCACCGUGACCUGAAGCUGGAGAACCUGCUGCUAGCAAAGCAGGAUGACAUCAGCCUCGUAAAAAUUGCGGACUUUGGUCUAGCGAAGCACGCUGUGAACGGCAUGCAAACCAUCUGUGGCACGCCGCAGUACGUGGCGCCGGAGGUCAUCGUGGGUGCGAAGGGGCAUGUCUACGGGCCGGGUGUCGACAUGUGGAGCGCGGGCGUUGUGCUGUACAUCCUGUUGGGUGGCUACCCGCCCUUCUGGAGUGACAGCGAGCCCCAGCUAUUCGAUAUGAUCCGCAAGGGCAAGUACAGCUUUGGCGACCCCGUGUGGAACAAGGUGUCCGAGGGCGCCAAGGACCUGAUCCGGAAACUGCUGGUGGUGGAUCCAACCAAGCGCCUGUCUGCCACCGAGGCCCUGCAGCACCAAUUCAUUCUUGAAGGCAACUUCAACCCGCCUUCCACGCCAAAAGGCCCGAGGUAACUCCUUAAGCUGGCAAGGUGGAGCAUGGGGACUCGGACAAGAAUGGGGUUUCCAAGCGGGCGUAACGUCAACAAUGCGUGCGUUCGUGGCUAGAGAGACAUAAAGCAUCAGCGAAUGUGCGAGCGUAGCGCAAAAUUGUUGGUUAGGUUAGGCACGAGGAUAACCAGUGUGGUGGCAGGAAGGGGGAUGACAUCCGCAGCCGAUUGGUCGGCACUGGUGGUGCUGGGCUGGUCAUAUAGAGUUAUCCCAAGUUGGCCGGACAGUCACAGUCCGCUGGCGAGGGUGCGCUGUAGAGAUGUGCAGCUGACGGCACUAGUAAGUAAGCAAUGCGGGAUGCGUUUCCAUAGGACAGAUAGCUAACGUUAUGCGACUGGUGCAGAACUUGAGCAGGUGGAUUGUGAAAGCAGCACUCGUGAUGGAACAUGGCAAGGGGCAGGAAAGCGUAGUCCCGAUGUGUGUGGUUCCCACCCGUGCCCACAUAAAUGCGUAGCAAGAAGGGACAAGGCAUUGGUGCGUCGUUCGCGCGCUGUUACUGUACCGACGGUAGCUGGCAGGAUGUGUCGAUGUUUUGCUGACG